AUGGAGCUCCUGUUGCACAUUUGGCUCUACUACGGUGUAUUUUCGGUAUUGCUCAUGUUAUUCUUCAUUCUGAUUUUUGGGCUUCACGAAAGAUUCCGAGGCUCGAGCUUCUACAAAAUUGUGCAAUGUGAUAUGUGCCUGAAUUUGGCGUGUUAUUUUAAUUCGUGGAUUUUCAGGUGAAAAUUGAUGAAAAUUAGUAUUUUCAUGAUUUUCAGCACAAAAUUUCAGCCUAGAAACUAAUUUUCAGCGUUUUUCCGGUUGAUCCAUUUUUUUGGAAUUUGUGGCACAAUUUUCUACAGUACCUUUUGAAGCGUUUCUAGACCCAAAUUUUGCGCUGAAAGUCGUGGAAUCGCUGAAAAUCACUGAAAAUCAGUAUUUUCAUGAUUUUCAGCACAAAAUUUCAGUCUAGAAAAAUAUUUUCAGCUUCUGGAACAUUUCUGAAAUUAUCCAAAAAUUUUCAGAAUUUUUUAAAGAUUCUUGAAAAAUUCUUCUAGGCUGAAAUUUUGUGCUGAAACUUGUCGAAUAUCUGAAAAUUGCUGAAAAUCACUAUUUUCAUGAGUUUCAGCACAAAAUUUCAGUCUAGAAAAGUGGUUUUCUACAGUAAUCCUUGGUUGAUCCAUUUUUUCGGAAUUUCGGGCACAAUUUUCUACAGUACCUCUCGAAAAGUUUCUAGACCCAAAUUUUGUGCUGAAAAUUGUGGAAUCGCUGAAAAUUGCUGAAAAUCAGCAUUUCCAUGAGUUUCAGCACACAAUUUCAGUCUAGAAACUUCAUUUUCUACAGUAAUCCGGAUGAUCCAUUUUUUCGGAAUUUCGGGCACAAUUUUCUACAGUACCUCUCGAAGAGUUUCUAGACCCAAAUUUUGUGCUGAAAAUCAUAAAAUCGCUCGCCUAGACUCUAGUUUCAGACUAGCACAACGUCCAGACACCGGUUUUCUUCUCGAAACUCUCUACUACAAUCAUCACUGGAUUUUUCGCUUCAUCGCAUUUUCCAACCACUUUUUUUUCCAAACCCAAUCAAUUAGCAUAAUUAUUUUAUGUUUUUAUCGAUUUUCGCUGAUUAAAUUCGAAAAUUCCAACAAAUUCUGGUCAAAAUGGUAUAUUUUUGUGUAUUUGGCGAUUAUUUUGUAUUCUGUGGCCAUUAAUUUACCUGUGGCCUAUAUUUUUCAUCCAUUGAUUUAUAAUGAAACUCUCAAGUAUUUUGUGGACUCGAAGACACCUUUGGUGAGUUUUUCAGCGAUUUUAUGAUUUUCAGCACAAAAUUUGGGCCAGGAAACAUCUUAGAGGGUACUGUAGAAAAUUGUGCCACAAAUUCCGAAAAAAUGGAUCAAUGUAGAAAAACAUGUUUCUAGGCUGAAAUUUUGUGCUGAAAACGCUGGAAUCAUUGAUUUUCAGCGAUUUUCAGCAAUUCCAUGAGUUUCAGCGCAAAAUUUUGGUCUAGAAGAAUUUCUGAAGAAUCUAAAAAAAAUUGAAAAUUUUUGGAUCACUUCAUAAAUGUUCCAGAAGCUCAAAAUAUGUUUCUAGGCUGAAAUUUUGUGCUGAAAACGCUGAAAUUGCUGAAAAUUGCUGAAAAUCAGUAUUUCCAGCGUUUUCAGCGCAAAAUUUGGGGCUAGAAAGGUACUGUAGAAAAAUUGUGCCAAAGAUUCCGAAAAAAUGGAUCAACCGGGAUUACUGUGGAAAAACAUGUUUCUAGGCUGAAAUUUUGUGCUGAAACUCAUGAAAUUGCUGAAAAUUGAUGAAAAUCAAUUUCAGGACGAGCAAUUCGUGUUCAGUUGUCAUCUGGUCGUCUGCACUCUCGUCUAUUUCCUCACAAUCGUCACUCUCGGCACUCUGACCCUCAAAAAUCUUCGAAUUCGAUUUUCAAAUUUGAAUUCCCGCCAGCAAAAAGAAGAUCAGCGAACUCAAGAAAUGAUGAAAAGAAUGACAAUUAUUGUGGCAAUCAAUACCGUAGUCUAUUUGAUGUUAAUUGUUUGGGAAUUUACUGUAGGCCUGUUGUUUCCUAAUAUGAGCAAUGAUAUGCAAACAAAUAUGAUGAUGUGUGUUUCGGAUAUGGUAGGUGCAAAGAAGAGCUACUGAAUGAGCCGAAAUUUGAGACUAGAAGAGCAUUUUUCUACAGUAAUCCGGUUGAUCCAUUUUUUUUGGAAUCUUGGGCACAAUUUUUUUUAGACCCAAAUUUUGUGCUGAAACUUGUGGAAUCGCUGGAAAUCGCUGAAAAUCAAUAAUUUCAUGGUUUUCAGCGCAAAAUUUGAGUCUAGAAACGUAUUUUCACCUUCUGGAACAUUUCUGAAAUUAUUCAAAAAUUUUCAGAAUUUUUCAAAGAUUCUUCAGAAAUUCUUCUAGACCCAAAUUUUGCUCUGGAAUUCGUGGAAUCGCUGAAAAUCGCUGAAAAUCGAUAUUUCCUUGAGUUUCAGCGCAAAAUUUGAGUCUAGAAACUUAUUUUCAGCUCCUGCAACAAUCCAAAAAUUUUCAGAAUUUUUUUUAGAUUCUUGAGAACUGCAGAAAAAUAUGUUUCUAGGCCCGAAUUUUGCGCUGAUAAUCAUGGAAUCGCUGAAAAUUGCUGAAAACUAGUUUCUUGAUGAGUUUCAGCACAAAAUUUGAGCCUAGAAACUCUUCAAAAGGUACUGUAGAAAAUUGUGCCCAAGAUUCCAAAAAAUGGAUCAACCAGAGAUUACUGUAGAAAAAUAUGUUUCUAGACCCAAAUUUUGUGCUGAAACUCGUGGAAUCGCUGGAAAUCGCUGGAAAUCAGUAUUUCCAUGAGUUUCAGCACGAAAUUUCAGCCUAGAAACUUAUUUUCAGCUCCUGGAACAUUUCUGAAAUGAUCAAAAAAUUUUCAGAUUUUUUUUAGAUUCUUAGGAAAUUCUUCUAGACCCAAAUUUUGUGCUGAAACUCGUGGAAUUGCUGAAAAUCGCUGAAAAUCAAUAUUUCCUUGAGUUUCAGCGCAAAAUUUGAGUCUAGAAACUUAUUUUCAGCUCCUGGAACCUUUCUGAAAUGAUCAAAAAAUUUUCAGAUUUUUUUUUAGAUUCUUAGGAAAUUCUUCUAGACAAAAAUUUUGUGCUGAAAAUCAUGGAUUCGCUGAAAAUCGCUGAAAAUCAAUAUUUCCUUGAGUUUCAGCGCAAAAUUUGAGUCUAGAAACUUAUUUUCAGCUCCUGGAACCUUUCUGAAAUGAUCAAAAAAUUUUCAGAUUUUUUUUUUAGAUUCUUAGGAAAUUCUUCUAGACAAAAAUUUUGUGCUGAAAAUCAUGGAUUCGCUGAAAAUCGCUGAAAAUCAGUAUUUCCAUGAUUUUCAGCACAAAAUUUCAGCCUAGAAACUUAUUUUCAGCUCCUGGAACAAUCCAAAAAUUUUCAGAUUUUUUUUUAGAUUCUUAGGAAAUUCUUCUAGACAAAAAUUUUGUGCUGAAAAUCAUGGAUUCGCUGAAAAUCGCUGAAAAUCAAUAUUUCCUUGAGUUUCAGCGCAAAAUUUGAGUCUAGAAACUUAUUUUCAGCUCCUGGAACCUUUCUGAAAUGAUCAAAAAAUUUUCAGAUUUUUUUAGAUUCUUAGGAAAUUCUUCUAGACCCAAAUUUUGUGCUGAAAAUCAUGGAUUCGCUGAAAAUCGCUGAAAAUCAAUAUUUCCUUGAGUUUCAGCGCAAAAUUUCAGCCCAGAAACAUGUUUUUCUACAGUAAUCCGGUUGAUCCAUUUUUUUGGAAUCUUGGGCACAAUUUUCUACAGUACCCUUUAAAGUGUUUCUAGGCUGAAAUUUCGUGCUGAAAAUCAUGGAAUCGCUGAAAAAGCACAAAAUUUUUCCAGCUCAGCUUCAGUAUGCCCUACACUUUAUUAUUCUGUGAUAAAAAUGUGUGCGAGGUGAUUUUUGGCAAUUUCAAAUUUCAACUUCGCUCUGGUGUCACUUCAAUAAUUGCGCCGGGAAGUAUAACAUGA
Molecule: messenger RNA, 3909 nt
Organism: Caenorhabditis angaria
Lineage: Eukaryota; Metazoa; Nematoda; Chromadorea; Rhabditida; Rhabditidae
Source: the annotation of a GenBank genome assembly